AUGGCUGCUUCGGCAGUUACCGAGGGUGUGGCGCUCCGCCACGGAACCGUCGCUCAGAUCCGCCCGCGCUCCGUUCUCCUCGCGGACGGCGGGGAGCUCCCCGCUGACGUCAUCAUGUACGCCACCGGCUCCGGCGCUGUGACGGAGGCUGUGGCGCGGCUGACGUCACAGGAGGUCGCCGCGAAAGUGGGUUCCGUAUGGGGUUACGGCUCGGGGCUUGACGGCGAUCAGGGGCCUUGGGAGGGGGAAUUGAGAACGUGUGGAAACCGACGGCGCAGGAAGGGCUCUGGAUCAUGA
This is a messenger RNA of Klebsormidium nitens, 297 nucleotides long. Lineage: Eukaryota; Viridiplantae; Streptophyta; Klebsormidiophyceae; Klebsormidiales; Klebsormidiaceae. The record is from the annotation of a GenBank genome assembly.